AUGUUACAACACUCUCCACUGCGCCGGAGCCCUCGUUUGAAAGGUGAUAGCGUAACAUCUGAACCUUCUGAUGGUACACAGCCAGUGUCAUCCGCAGCCAGCGGCACACAAACAACUACACAAGCAAGAGAUGCCGUUAAAAUUAAAAACGUGACUUCCACACCACCCGUCCAGAUGCAGCCAGCAUCUACCGAUGAUAGUAAAACUGCUACAUCUGCCAAUGCCAAAGGUGCUCAACAGACACAGUCCGUGUCAAAACCACCAGCAAGCCAUUCCAAAGUCAGCACACCAGUUCAGACGCUACCGAAGACAUCAUCUACCAGCGUGCUAGAAAUGCAAAAACACAUUGCCAUGUUACAGCGUCAACUUUCGGAUGCUCAGGUGAAGCUUUCUGACAGUAAUCGCCAGUGCCAAGAACUACAGUCAGCUAUCCAAAGAAAAGACCAGGUAAGUGACCAUAACCUCAAACAUGUUAGUGCUUCGCAAUCAACAAUUUCCGCCAUUGACCAACCGCCACCAACAACAUUCGCAUUGCAUUAUAUAAGUCAACCAACGAAUACAUCGACAACUUACACAGCCGCCAUGUCUUGUAUGCAAACUGCUUCGACAUCCAGCAGCAUCGCUGCACUGCCGACGCAAGCAGCACAGACAUCAAACGAUUCGUUGGUUCUGCCGUCAUUUUGUGAUACAAACACAAACAUGCCUUCGAUGCAAACAGCGCCUACUAUUACAAACAGAACCAAUACGCCGACGCAAGCUGCACCUGCAUUUAAUCACAUGUAUGUGUCGCCCGCCACAAACAAUCCGAUACCGCCAUUUUGGGAAUUAAGUCAACAGCCCUCUACUGCAAACACAAUCCCGAAUUCAACCAUCAUGCCAAGGAAAACUCAAGAUUUGCCAGACUUUUGCGGCGAUCCAGAAGACUGGCCCUUAUUCUACACAGCGUUCACUCAGUCGACUGCAGCGUAUGGUUAUACGAAUUUAGAAAAUAAUCAACGUCUACAAAAAUGCCUAAAGGGAAAUGCGCGAGAAGUAAUUAAAUCUUUGUUGAUUCAUCCUGACAACGUUGAUGCCGUCAUAGAGCAACUUAAAUUUCGGUUCGGCCGCCCUGAGCAGCUCAUCCAUAGUCAGCUACGUCAAGUAAGGGAUUUGCCGCAAGUUUCAGAAAAUAAUUUAGUAAAGCUGGUUCCGUUUUCCACUAAAGUUAAAAAUUUAGCAGUUUUUUUACAAUCAGUGAAUGGUCAACAGCAUAUAGCUAAUCCGACUUUAUUGGAAGAGUUGAUAGCGAAACUGCCCAUGAGCAAAAAAUUGGAUUGGGCCAGAACAGCUGCAAGUAUUCAACCAUACCCUACUAUUAUUGAUUUUAGUAACUGGCUUAGUGAUGUGGCCAACUUAAUAUGCAGUGUUCAGGAAGUUGACCAAAAAGAUCAGAAACGCCGAGUCUUACUACAUACCACCACGGCAAACCAACCAAAAUGUCCUAUAUGUCAAAAUCCUCAUAAAAUUUAUGAUUGUGAUCGUUUUUUAAAUAUGAAUACACAGGAUCGAUGGAAGGAAGUAAAAAGGAUUCGAGCGUGUUUUUCAUGUUUGAACGUUGGUCAUACCACCCGAGAAUGCCGCCGUAAGAAAACAUGCUCGAAUAAUGGAUGUCAACGCAAGCAUAACAAACUACUUCAUGAGAACACACCUUGUGAUCCAUCCUCUACAUUGCCAUGCCCUACCAACCAACCUCAAGAAAAUGUCCUCAGCUGUUCUGCUAAAAGUAACAACAAAUUGUUAUUUAGAGUUUUACCUGUAACAUUGUAUGGUAAAAAUUGUCAUAUGGAUAUAUAUGCCCUGUUUGAUGAUGGCUCAUCCAUUACAAUGCUAGACAGAGAAGUGGCAGAUAAAAUUGGCGUCCAUGGAAAAAAUUGCCCUCUAAAUAUCCAAUGGUUCGGUGGAAGAUCAGCCUGUGAACCAGCUAUAUCGUUCAACGUUAAGAUAAGUGGGAGCAAUAGGAAGAGUUGCCACCUACUUAAAGAUGUGUAUGCUGUUUCUAAUUUAAACUUGCCCAUGCAAAGCCUAACGCACGAAGAAAUUGAAAAGGUAUUUAAAGGUUCACCUCAUUUACCGGUUAAACCCUACACCAACGUAGUGCCAAAAUUAUUAAUCGGUUUAGAUCAUGCAUUUUUAGGGUUGCCAUCUAUCACCAAUAACAACAACAUGACAGGUCCAUUUGCCUGUAACACUGAAUUGGGCUGGGUGGUGUUUGGUCCUUGUCAUAGACUAUCACCUAUACAACAAUCGUGCCUUUUUGUAAAUGUCAAAAGAGACGUCGACCUUCAUCAAAUAGUGACCGAUUAUUUUAACGUUGAAAAUAUGGGUGUAAGGGCAGCUCCUAUUGUGGAAUCUGAUGAAGAUGUCAGAGCCAAGCGGAUUUUGAAUGAGUCUACAAGAAAAGUUGGUGAUCGAUUCCAGACAGGUUUAUUAUGGAAAUAUGAUGAAGUGAGCUUUCCAAACAGUUAUUCUAUGGCACUUAAGCGCUUAGAAGGUAUAGAAAAGAAAAUGAAGCGUGAUCCAGUCUUCUCCAAAGCGUACAAAGAAGUCAUGCAAGGAUAUAUUGAUAAAGGAUACGUACGUAAGCUAUCUUCAGAUGACAUCAAAGUGACCAGUUUCAGAAAAUGGUAUUUGCCACAUUUUGGGGUAACCAAUCCCAAUAAACCGAACAAAUUGAGGUUAGUUUUCGAUGCCGCCGCCAGUGUACAGGACAUUUCUUUGAAUUCACAAUUGCUGAAAGGACCCCAAGAUAUUGCGUCUUUGCCGUCUACGCUUUAUAAUUUUCGCCGCGGUCAAAUUGCUGUUGGUGCCGAUAUUCGCGAAAUGUUUCACCAAAUUUUAGUGCAGCCAUGUGAUAGAAUCUCACAAAGAUUUCUUUGGAGGGAUGGAAAUACAGCAAAUCCACCGUAUGAAUACGAAAUGGUAGUUAUGACUUUCGGAGCCGCCUGUUCACCAUCCUCGGCAUUAUAUGUCAUGAAAACCAAUGCACGAGAUCAUCGCGCUUUCCAUCCUCGAGCCAUUGAAGCUAUAUGCGAUCACCAUUACAUGGAUGAUUUCGUUGACAGCUUUGACAGUGUAGAAGAAGCUGUAAGUAUUUCAAAACAAGUGAGAGAAAUUCACAAAAAUGGUGGAUUCGAACUAAGGGGCUUUAUCUCAAAUUCCGACGAGGUCAUUACAACCCUGGAUGGUAGUUUAAUAUCAAAACAAAUUCCUGCCAAUGAUGGUACAGAAAGGGUACUGGGUUUGUUUUGGGAGCCUUCUAGUGACAAUUUCAUGUUUAAUUUAAAAUUUCAUCGAGUUGACAAACUUGUCAUGUCUGGCCAACGUAGCCCAACUAAAAGAGAAGUUUUAAGCAUUAUAAUGUCAACAUUCGAUCCUCUUGGUUACUUGAGUCAUUUUACAGUGGGUGGGAAGCUACUAUUACGACAAAUUUGGAAGAGUAAUUGUCUUUGGGACGAACCAAUACCCAAUGCUUUAAAUAGUUCCUGGAAACGUUGGAGGAGUCAAAUGAACAAUAUUGCCAAUUUUAGAGUUCGCCGUUUUUAUUUUUCGUUUGGGAAGCCAACAUCUCUACAACUUCAUAUUUUCGUAGACGCCAGUGAAGAAGCAUUUGCUGCAAUUGCCUAUUGGAGAUAUAUUGGUGAUGGUGACAUUUGCACUAGUUUUAUAAUUUCAAAAACAAAAUGUAGUCCUUUGAAGAGAGUUACUAUACCCCGGCUAGAAUUGCAGGCAGCAGUUCUCGGUACACGUUUGAAGCAGAACAUUUUAAGUGAGCACAGCCUUGUUCCAGACAAAUGUGUAUUAUGGAGUGACUCUAAAACUGUGCUAAAAUGGAUUGCUAGUAAUCACAGAAGAUAUAAACCAUAUGUCGCACACCGUGUAGCAGAAAUUCUUGCUUCUACAGAUGUUGAAAAUUGGAGAUGGGUAUCAACAAAAGACAAUGUAGCAGAUGAAGCCACGAGAUCAUCAAACAAUGUGGAUUUUUCCUCUUCUUCUCGUUGGUUAAAUGGACCAGCCUUCCUGAAAUUGCCUGAAGAAGACUGGACAAAAGGCGAGAUUGAAAUUUCAAAAGAAGUAGAUGAAGAAGAAAUUUCCCAAAAGAUGUCAUUAAUAAUUAUAAAUGAUAAUAUGGUUGAUUUUAAUAGAUUUUCAUCUCUUUGUCGUCUAAAAAGAAGUUUCGCAUGGGUACUAAGAUUUAUAAAUCAUUGCCGAAAAGAGUAUAACGUUUUACAAAAACAUGGUCUCACCUCCCGUGAAGUAGAAUAUUCUGAAAAAUUACUAUGCCAGCUAGUCCAAAGGGAAGCCUUUCCAGAUGAACUUAAAUUGAUUAAAAAUAAACUAUCUAUACCAAAAACCUGUCAUUUGUAUAACCUGAUGCCGUAUGUUGAUGAUGAUGGACUGUUAAGGGUGUAUGGAAGAAUAGAUGCUGCUAGUUACUUGCCCUACAGUUCAAGGCGGCCAAUAAUUCUUCCCAAAAAUCAUAAUUUUACAAAACUUGUUGUCAUGCAUUAUCAUUGUCAGAUGAUGCAUCAAAAUCAUGAAGCGACGAUUUGUGAAGUACGCAAAAAAUUUUGGAUACCUCAAUUAAGAAGCUUACUAAAAACGAUCGUAUCUAAUUGUCAACAAUGCAAAAUUAAAAAUGCCAACCCUCAAGCUCCAAUUAUGGGACCACUUCCAUUUGAUCGCCUGGAGCCAAAUAUUGAGCCUUUCAAAUAUACUGGACUAGACUACUUUGGUCCUAUAAAUGUGUCAAUUGGAAGAAGGACAGAAAAGAGGUGGGUGGCGCUCUUUACGUGCCUCACGCUUCGGGCAAUUCAUUUAGAAUUAGCCUACGAUUUGUCAACGGACUCGUGCAUAAUUGUCAUAAGGAACUUUAUAAAUCGUAGGGGAAUACCCGCCAGAAUCCGUUCUGAUAACGGCAAAAACUUUAUUGGUGCCAACGAAGAGGCCAGACGAUUUAGUGAAGUUUUCGAUGCUAAGAGAAUCCAAAACGAAAUGUCAAUGAAAGGCAUCGAAUGGAUUUUCAACUGUCCUGUUAAUCCAUCUGAAGGUGGUAUUUGGGAAAGGAUGGUACAGUGCGUGAAGAAGGUAUUACGACAUACAUUGAAGCAGAUUUCUCCCAAAGAACAUGUAUUACACUCAUUACUAAUUGAGGCUGAAAACGUCGUUAAUUCGCGGCCAUUAACACACUUGCCUAUUAGCCCACAUGAAGAGGAGCCGCUUACCCCUAACCACUUUUUAAUUGGCAGUGGAAAUGUUGCCAAUACACCAUCUGUUGAAUCACCUGAUAUAAAACCCUUCACUAUUAAAAAACAAUGGCGAGUUUCAAGGUGUUUGAGGGAUAGAUUCUGGAAGAAGUGGGUUAAUGAGUAUUUGCCAACGCUGACUAGGAGAGUGAAAUGGUGUGAACGUACUGUUCCAAUCAAAGUAGGAGACUUGGUGUUCAUCUGCGAUCCGAAUGUUCCAAGAAGUCAAUGGCGGAAAGGUUUGGUCACAUGUGUUUAUGCUGGUCCCGAUGGUGUGGCACGAAGAGUCGAUGUGAAGACUUCCACCGGUAAGUUGCAGCGCGCUGUGUCCAAGCUAGCCGUUCUGGACGUAGAAAGUGGUGAAGCUGAUAGCUCCACGGGGGCGGGAGUGUUCCAGAAUGACCCUGAAUGUAUUUCAUAG
This is a messenger RNA of Calliphora vicina (urban bluebottle blowfly), 5703 nucleotides long. RefSeq lists its product as uncharacterized. Gene Ontology annotation, molecular function: zinc ion binding; nucleic acid binding. The record is from RefSeq and is a predicted model, not a curated record. Bases 1 to 5703 code for a protein of 1900 amino acids. The transcript has a single exon. Lineage: Eukaryota; Metazoa; Arthropoda; Insecta; Diptera; Calliphoridae. Gene Ontology annotation, biological process: DNA integration.